Dichotomopilus funicola is the source of this 1566-nucleotide messenger RNA. Its product is annotated as Pal1 cell morphology protein-domain-containing protein. The transcript is spliced from 4 exons. The coding region runs from base 1 to 1566 and encodes 521 amino acids. The record is from RefSeq and is a predicted model, not a curated record. NCBI's taxonomy places the organism in Eukaryota, Fungi, Ascomycota, Sordariomycetes, Sordariales, Chaetomiaceae. Gene Ontology annotation, cellular component: cytoplasm.
AUGGCCGACGAUCAGCAAGGUCAGAAAUCGGCUGGGUUGACACUGAACCUUCCUUCAAACAACCCAUUUCGUAACAACGCCGCCUCGCCCGUCGGCGCAACUAGCCCGGCUUCUCCCUUCGAUGACCCGCCCCCACGGCCUCUAUCGCGCAACCCAUUCCUCGAUCCUGCCCUGACGAGCCGAUCCAGCCUUUCCAACAUUCGUUCCACCCCGGAAACCAUGCCGUUAGAGAAGAGGCCUUCCCUCACAGCCGAGGAGAUCUUUGCAGAGGAAUCGCUGGUAGACGUCCCAAAGCCGACCGGGCAGCCUCCCGGUGGUGCUCGCCGUGGUCCGCCGCCGCCGAAUCGUGAAGGCCGUGGUCCUCCUCCCGAUAGGAGGGGUCCCCCACCGAACCAUCGCCCAACUCGAUCGCAAGAAGAGGCGCUUCGCGCCCGGAGAAAGGAAGAGAAAGAAGGGCGCGGCGAUCGUGGUGACCGACACGGACCCCUUCGCUCGCCACAACGGCGCCCAGAUGGACCACGUCGCCGCCUCUCAGAUUCUUCCUUGAUAGACGUCGACAAGACCACGACUGAAGAAGAGCGGAAGCAGCGAGAACGGAGGCGGCGAGAACGCGAGCGCCGCCGCCGCGCGAACCCUGACCAGAAGGACAAAUUUGAUUUGCUUGACAAGCUGGCCGACCUCAAUAUUUAUGGGGACAAGAUUGUUUUCCACCAUGACGGCCCGUACGACGCUGUCAAUCGCCAUCGCAACAGGGAAGGCAGCCGGCGCGCGCCGAUGCAGGCGUUCCCCGAAGGCUCAUUGAAUAAUACCCUCGGAGGCGCUGGGCCGUUGAACGCCCGUCCUGAUCACGCAGCCUUCAUGGGGCAUCAAGAUGAUGAGGCAUUCAAGGAAUGGUCUCGAGGCCGAAAUGACCCGAACGGCCCUGUCCCACCCAGCAAGGAGGUACCCGUUUUUGACCCGUUUAGUCGCGGAAACGUUCUUCAUGGCGACCAAUCCCUCGGCCUUGGUACAUCGACGUUUUUGGAGGGAACUCCCGCCGCGCGAACAGCGAUUCAAAAGCGUGAGGAGGAGCGUGCGGCAGAGGGCACGGGUGAUGGCCUCCAGCGCAAGAAGUCGCUCGCCCACAGAAUCCGCAAUAUGAACCGUGGGGGCCGCGAAUUCCAGUCCUCAGGCCGCGUCACCAACCCCGAAGCUGGCUAUGGCUCGUAUCGAUCUCCCACACAGAGUGGGCCCGCGUCAGCCUCACUCUCGGAGCGUAACCCGUUCUUCUCUGAGUAUGGUGGUGGAGGUAACAGCAAGGGCGACGAUGAUUUCACUCUCCGUAGAACGGAGACGGACGGCAGUAAGCACUCCCCGACCAGCCCGCAAAGCGGGCCCGGCCUCGAGCGCCGGUCGACUACGGACGCCACGGGCGGCAGUGGUGGUGGUAGUACUGGUGAUGAUGCUUCUCAGCCAAAGGCAAGCGGGAUCCUGGGCCGCAUGAAGAGUCUGAAGGGAAGACGUCAGCGCCCGGUUCCCCCUUCCGGAGAUGUUGAAGCCGCACCCGUACCGGGAACCGCAGUCUGA